Messenger RNA from Rhinocladiella mackenziei CBS 650.93, 516 nucleotides. RefSeq lists its product as uncharacterized. The transcript has a single exon. The record is from RefSeq and is a predicted model, not a curated record. NCBI's taxonomy places the organism in Eukaryota, Fungi, Ascomycota, Eurotiomycetes, Chaetothyriales, Herpotrichiellaceae. Bases 1 to 516 code for a protein of 171 amino acids.
AUGAGUCCAUCAAUCUUCAACAAUGAAUAUUCUCGAGGCCCUCUCUACCAAUACUGGAAGGAACGUGGCCAGGAAGAAAAAGUUUUUCGCGACCAACGAGUUGAGGAAGCCAAAUUGCGCAGCAAAGGGUUUCGCCCUCUCAGUCCUACAUUUGGACCUUCAAGCAAUGACCAGUACACCAAUCGCGCGACCUCCGGUCCACCAACCUACCGUAACGAUCAGAAUGCAUCGGCUGUGACAAGCACGAGUGCAUCCGAACCGACAGAAUCUUCAGAUGACAUGCUGCCGUCCUACGGUGAAGUGACCACGAGAGAAACAGAGCCGACACUCCAUUCCACCGAAGAGAAGGCUCGUCUUCGAGAAAAUGACGCAGCCCUUGCUCAAAGACUACAAAACGAAGAGGCGCAUGAGGGACAUGGUAAACAACCUGAGCGGAGGAAGAGUACAGCGGGGAAGAUUGGUAGAUGGUUAGCAGAUGCUGCCAGUGGGUACACCAAGAAGCAAGAACGAUGGUGA